UUAAAUAAAAUACAAAUGAAAUAGUGAUUUUUGUAGGAGUAAUACAAUACUUACCAAAAUAUGAAGUAAAAAUCCUUAGGUAUAGACCGGUCUGCACGAAGAUCGAUCCGCAGUGAAAUGUGAUUUUACUCUUUGUGGAAACCCUAAAGUUGAUAAAUUCUUCAUCAAUGAAGUGGUAAAUUAAAGCAUUUGCAUGUUCAAUUUGCUAUUGUAGCCUGAAAUUCAACGAAUUCCAAUCAAUAACCAGUGCCGUUUUGAACAUGUCUGCGUCAAACGACGGUGACAAAGAUGAGAGGAAACGUAAUCUCCCUUCAUGGAUGAGUUCAAGACCCGGUUCAAGCGGUUCGGGUCACAGUAAAUCAACUGAUGAAGACAAUGCCAAAACACUUUCCAACGAAGCUAAAUUCUCUACCUCGACUUCGAGUGGUUCAAAUUUCUCAAAACUUAUGGAUGGGGUUGUAUUUGCCCUAUCAGGUUUUGUCAAUCCCGAGCGUGGUACAUUAAGGUCCCAGGCUUUAGAAAUGGGAGCCAAGUAUCAACCUGAUUGGAACUCAAACUGCACACUCUUGAUCUGUGCAUUUUCCAAUACCCCAAAGUUUCGGCAAGUUGAAGCAGAUAAUGGAACAAUUGUAUCAAAGGAGUGGAUAAUAGAGUGUUAUAAACAACGAAAACUUGUUGAAAUUGAACCUUACCUUAUGCAUGCUGGCAAACCAUGGAAACGUCAAAGUGCCUCUCAUGAAUCUGGCCAAGAUCAAAAACCAUCCACAUCUAGAAAGUCUCAUACAAGAGCAGAAAAAACUUCACCUCUUGAGACAACUACUACUCCUUCAUCUGAGGAGGUACAUUGUGAUAAAGUAAAAGAUGCUUUCUCUCCAUCUAAAGUGAAAAGAUGGGCUAUAGAUGAUCUUAACCGGACGAUAUCAUGGCUGGAGAAUCAAGAUGAAAAGCCAGAGCCCCAUGAGAUGAAGACAAUAGCUGCUGAGGGAAUUCUAACCUGUUUACAGGAUGCCAUAGAUUCUCUUAAGCAAGGGCAGGAUAUGCGUCAAAUAACUGAGCAGUGGGAAUGCAUCCCUCGGGCGGUUGAGGAGUUGGCUAAGUUCGAUGGGAGUUGUGUUGGUUCAGCUAAACUACACAAGGAUCUUUGCAAACAAGCUGUGACCUGUAAACAAAUUUAUGAGCUGGAGUACCGAAAUAGAGAAGACGAUGAGCAGAGGACUUGUGUGAGUGGAAAGGCUAGUGACAUUGCCAAAGUUAAUGCUGCAUAUGACAGCGAUGAUACAAUUGAGAUGACAGAAGAUGAAAUUAACCAAGCUUAUAAUACCGUAGCAUCUACCAUUAAAAACACUUGAACGAGUGUGAAAAUGGGGAGUAGAGUAGACGGAUAUCUGCUUAACCUAAUUUUCAAUCCUUUCUCCUCAUUUUUUGGUUGUUUUAUUUCUUUUGGCCUGUAAAUGGAGGAAAGAGAUGGUAGUUUUAUAUUUGAACAGAGCAUCAACAUCCAAGAGUUGUCAUCUCUUGUUAUAAA
Messenger RNA from Lycium barbarum (goji berry), 1525 nucleotides. RefSeq names its product DNA-repair protein XRCC1. The coding region runs from base 261 to 1349 and encodes 362 amino acids. Gene Ontology annotation, molecular function: damaged DNA binding. The transcript has 7 exons. Gene Ontology annotation, biological process: base-excision repair; single strand break repair; double-strand break repair via nonhomologous end joining. The record is from RefSeq and is a predicted model, not a curated record. NCBI's taxonomy places the organism in Eukaryota, Viridiplantae, Streptophyta, Magnoliopsida, Solanales, Solanaceae.